CCUUCUCUCCCCGCCUUCUGUUUCCACUCCCACUCACCACAGUCUCGGAGACUCUCUCCAUUUAUUUUGCAUAUAUAUACACAAGCAGUUUCUGCUUCUGUCUGUAAGAUGCUGUUGGGUAAGCGAGCGAGGGGUCCGAUGAGGAGGACAACAAGCAUGACGGGGAUCAACAUGGAAGCAUCGGGGCCGUCCGAUCCUCCGGAGAACCACCUGGCGAUGAACGGUUCUGACGCCGGAGAUGCGGAUGCUUCCAUGAGUGUGGUAGUGGGUGGGCUUGAUCACGGCCGCCUGAUGGCGAUGGUGUCUCCUAGGUACCAGCGGCCAUCGCCCGCCGGCGGCGAUUCUGGUUUUGCUAUGGAGACGGCUCCCUUUUUGCUCAGGUGUGGACUGUGUGGACGCCGUCUCGCACCUAGCCGUGACAUCUACAUGUAUAGGGGGGAUACGGCAUUUUGCAGUCAAGAAUGCAGAGAGCAGCAGAUGAAGAAUGACGAGAGGCAAGAGAAAUGCUCCAUGGCAGCUUCCAAGAAAGAUAAUGAAAACCACCGCUACCGCAGCUCCGCCGCCGCCGCGGCGACUUCAGAAGCUUGAAACUUGGCUUUUGGCUGUUGUGAUUGUCUGGCUUUAACUUAAUUACUUGGGGGAGCUGCUUGCAGUAUGUUAGCUUGAGAAACAUAUACAUAUAUGUAGAUGGGGCGUCAACAGCGCCACCAAUUACCACUUUAAUUAAUGGUGAUGAAUGAUCAGAUAUAUGUUGAUGAAAGAUAAUUAAAGAUAUGUGUAUUGACGGAA
Messenger RNA from Diospyros lotus (date-plum), 789 nucleotides. Its product is annotated as FCS-Like Zinc finger 7-like. NCBI's taxonomy places the organism in Eukaryota, Viridiplantae, Streptophyta, Magnoliopsida, Ericales, Ebenaceae. The transcript has 2 exons. The record is from RefSeq and is a predicted model, not a curated record. The coding region runs from base 109 to 588 and encodes 159 amino acids.